Messenger RNA from Protomyces lactucae-debilis, 468 nucleotides. Its product is annotated as Brl1/Brr6 domain-containing protein. The transcript has a single exon. The record is from RefSeq and is a predicted model, not a curated record. Gene Ontology annotation, biological process: lipid homeostasis; nuclear envelope organization. Gene Ontology annotation, cellular component: nuclear envelope; nuclear membrane. The annotation marks the transcript as partial. Lineage: Eukaryota; Fungi; Ascomycota; Taphrinomycetes; Taphrinales; Protomycetaceae.
GACUUGCCGUCUAUUGCAAGUGGCUACCUCCAACUCACCUUCAACCUGUUUCUCCUGCUCAUCCUCCUCUACUUCCUCGUCUCCUUCAUCCUCACCAUUCAAUCAGACGUCAACAAAAAGGUCGAAGAGUACUCUGCCGAGAUUCUCUCUGAAAUCUCACAAUGCAGUAAAGAGUACCUCGAGAAUAGGUGUUCCCCAGAUCAACGGGUUCCAGCCAUGCAAAGUGCCUGUCAAGCUUGGGAACGCUGUAUGGAACGCGACCCACAGAAAGUAGGCCGAGCUCGGGUGUCGGCAGAGACGUUUGCUGAGAUUGUCAAUUCAUUCAUUGAACCCAUCAGUUACAAGACUAUGGUGUUUGUACUUGGUUUGGUGCUUGGCAGCUUGUUUGUGAGUAACUUUGCCUUUAGCGUCUUGAGGCAGAAGAGCACACAGCAUCAGCAGCAGCAACAACAGCAGCAGCAGCAGCAG